GCCGGCGCCUGCGGGUCCCGUGACCGUGCGCCCCGCCCGGAGCCGCCGCGGUCAUGCAGUCCCCGGCGGUGCUCGUCACCUCCAGGCGAGUUCAGAAUGUCCACACGGGCCUCGACCUGACCGUGCCCCAGCACCAGGAGGUGCGGGGCAGGAUGAUGUCGGGCCACGUGGAGUACCAGAUCCUGGUGGUAACCCGGCUGGCUGCGUUCAAGUCGGCUAAGCACAGGCCCGAGGAUGUCGUGCAGUUCUUGGUCUCCAAAAAGUACAGCGAGAUCGAGGAGUUCUACCAGAAACUGAGCAGCCGUUACCCCACAGCCAGCCUUCCCCCGCUCCCCAGGAAGGUCCUGUUCGUUGGGGAGUCUGACAUCCGGGAAAGGAGAGUCCUGUUCAAUGAGAUUCUGCGCUGUGUCUCAAAGGAUGCCGAGUUGGCAGGAAGCCCAGAGCUGCUAGAGUUCUUAGGCACCAGAUCCCCAGGGGCUGCGGACCUCAGCAGCCGAGAUGUCUCUGUCCUGGAGGCACACAGCCAGGCCCGGGACGACGGGGAGGCUUUCGACUUCUUCGAGCAGCAGGACCAAGCAGAGGGUGAGGGUGUACCCAUCCCAGGCCUGCAGGGUGACGAUGCGGGGAAAUCCUCUGAGGAGGAAGAGGAAGAGGUGCUGGACCCUCUGGGCAUCAUGCGCUCCAAGAAGCCUAAGAAACGCCCCGAAGUGGCCGUGAAGCCCAAACCCUCACCCCGACUCACCAUCUUUGAUGAGGAGGUGGACCCCGAUGAGGGGCUCUUUGGCCCAGGCACAAAGAUCUCCCCCAAGGGCCCCGCAGAGGACGUGCCCCUCAAGGACCCCCUGAAGUUGUUUGAAGAUCCUGAUCUCGGCGGUGCCGUCCCCCUGGGUGACCCCUUACUGCUGCCUGCCGCGCAUGCGAGUGGAGGGCCCACGUCCCACUCGGAGCUGUUCAGAGUUGAAGAAGACUUGGACCAGAUUCUGAACCUGGGAGCCGAGCCCAAGCCCCAGCCACCACCCAAGCCCCAGCCUAAGCCCAAACCACCAUUGGCAGCUAAGCCAGCGCUACCCAGAAAGCCAGCCGUCCCCCCUAAAGCGGGCCUGCCUGAGGUUGCGGUGGAGCAGCGGAAGCAGCAGCAGCAGAUUCAAGCCAUGGACGAGAUGGACAUCUUGCAGUAUAUCCAGGACCAUGAUGCGCCUGGCCAGACCGCCCCCAGCCUCUUCUGACACCCCCACCCCUGUGCUGGCUCUAGAUUGGGAGAGCCUCUCCCCCAGAGGGAUGCAUGGUGAGGUGGGCAUGUGCCCUGCUGGGCCAGGACCUCUGUCCCCAAGGGAAGGGGUGGACGCCCGAGUCACAGGGUCCCUGUAGUACUACCUUGUUCCUUUCUUUUUUUGUUUUGUCUGGGGGGGUGGGGUGUCAGAGAACCCUGCAGGGCACAGAGAGAGAGGUCACCAUAGGAAUUGGAGCCCAAAUUGUCUCAGCCCUGUGGCUGUGGAGGGGAGAGCGUGGCGGGGCAGGGGGGCGGGUUGCCUUGCUAACCAGCUCGGCCCCCAGGAUGAAGGGAGACCGGAGGGGCUCUAGGAGGCCAUCCUGGCAGGGAAACUGAGUCCACUUACACCAACUCUACAGUAGGGGGGGUCUGCCCGGCCUGGGGGGAAGCGGUGGGUCACUGGGCGAGAUGGAUCCCUGGGCAGUAUGGCUCCGGGGACCUGCUCUGAGAAGGUCUCCAGGAGAUGGGUGCUGAGUGGGUGCCUGGGAGGGUUCUUGGUCGGGCAGGUGUCCCUGGCUCUGGUCACCAGGUGCUAAUAAGCAGGGUGCUUUCCCAUGUGUCCAACUGAGGGAGACCUGAGGCCUAGCCCUGCCUCUCAAGCCCUGACAAGCCCCUGGUCUUCCCCCUCCUCCUUUCCCAGGGGAGGCCUGGCCACACGUUGGCCUUUUGGGGCCUCUGCCCCCAUGGUCAGCGCCCACCUUUGCAGCUUUGAGCAGAAUGAUCAUAGCAUCCUCUAGCGCUCUGCCUGUGCCUGCAGCUGGGGUGGCCCCCCGAGCCCCAGAGGGCCUCGGCAGGACGCCCUUGGCUGCGACUUCGAGCACUCUGUCCAGUGGUGGAUGCAGCCAGGCCUCCCUUGUCCCCCAGAUCUGGACAUGCUCACCAGCCUUGCGGCAUUCGGGGCCACCUCUGCAGGGGGAAGCAGCCCUGUGCAGGAUCAGGGCCAGUGCCUUAGACUUCUCCUGGACCCCCCACGCCCCGGCACGCGGGUCUGCGCACGGCACAGCGCUCAGGAAAUUCUCCGCGAAUGACGUUUAAUAGAGCAACGAAUCUCUUUUUUGAUAUAUUCUUCGUCUUCAAAACCAGUUUUUAAUGAGACACGGUUUUUAAUGAAACACAACCACCAUUGUCCCUUGCCUUCUCCUGCUUGACAGAGACUUUGGAAGGGGGUUUGGGGGUAGGCCCCCAGACGCUUUCCCGAUCGGGGCCAACAGCCAGCUCUGAGGGAGGCCCCCCGACCAAGUUGGUUGCUUGCUGCCUUCAGUUUCUAGAACCCUGCUCCUGCGCUGGUCCUGCGGGGGGUGGGGGGCGGGGAAUGCCCCCUCUGUGCUUUUGUCUAUCUCAUGCACCCUGGCACCCUCAUCAGCUGUCCAGUCUGAGAAGACUGCCCUCCCCCACCCGGGACCAAAGCAAUAGGAUAUCGGCAGUUGUGAGGUCUUAGAGCUGAAUGCCUUCUUCUCUGCCUUACCCGGCCUCCAGCUCCAAGGCCGCUCUCCCCAGAGCUCCACUGCCAGACCUCCACUUCCCCACCCCGGAAGGCCUUGGGAGGGGCGCGUGCCCACCUGAGGGCUGCCUCUCUGUUCCCUCUCCUGGGCCUGCUCCCCAGCGGCCACCUACCACCUGCCGUGGCGCAGGUGCAGAGGGCUCAGCAGACAGGUGCCUGGCGCCCUUGGGGACUGGCCCACUGGAAGAGGUCGUAGACGGAGGCUGCCAUGGGGGCGUGGGUAGUGUGGGUUCAUCCACUGUGUCUGGCGCUGCCUAGAUACCUCAUGAAGAUGUGCACAUCCCCAAAUAAUCAUCCUCAGACUGCGGCUGAUUCUCCACCACGGGUCUGUACCUACUGGUGAAUUGAUGACACCCAGUGAUCCAAUAAAGUACAUGUCAGUGAUUCAUUCCAACA
This is a messenger RNA of Hyaena hyaena (striped hyena), 3167 nucleotides long. It is a transcript of the gene HS1BP3, whose product is annotated as HCLS1 binding protein 3. The coding region runs from base 54 to 1226 and encodes 390 amino acids. Lineage: Eukaryota; Metazoa; Chordata; Mammalia; Carnivora; Hyaenidae. Gene Ontology annotation, molecular function: phosphatidylinositol binding. The record is from RefSeq and is a predicted model, not a curated record. The transcript is spliced from 7 exons.